Messenger RNA from Funneliformis geosporum, 333 nucleotides. NCBI's taxonomy places the organism in Eukaryota, Fungi, Glomeromycota, Glomeromycetes, Glomerales, Glomeraceae. The record is from the annotation of a GenBank genome assembly.
AUGCACAUACCUUGUGAACCUUCGUCAACUUCUUAUUGCCCAACAACAAGUUCUCAACCCCAAACACCUUCGACACCGCAGAAUAAUAAUACAUCCCAACAACCGACAGAAGCUAAUCCAAUCGAAAAAAGAGGUCGCAAAGCUUCUGCGACGACGAUGCCUGUGUCUAAAAAACAUUAUCAGAAUAUAACAAAUCAAAGAAUUUAUUGCCAAAGACGUGCUAAUUAUAUCCGUAAUUUGGAAAUUAAAGUUUCGACUUUUGAAACGUUAUAUUUCGAUGCUCAAGAUGAAAUUAAUUUGUUACGCGAAAAAUUGGCUUUGCUCGAAGAAUGA